CCAUUUCCGCAGACCGAUCCAAACAAACCGAGACCAGCGAAGAGGCGUUGGACUCGGGCAGCAGCGCCGAACACAGCGAGCGCCUCGGAAACCCUAGCCCCACCGCCGCCGCCCCGCGAUGUCUUGCACCGUGGCCAUCCCGAGCUCGCCGGUCUUCUCGCCCUCGCGCCGCCCGCUCUCCUGCAAGGCCGCGUCGGCCUCGCCGGAGCCCGCCGUCGCCGCCUCCCCGGGGCCCGCGUCCGCCGCCGCCCCCGCCGGCUCGCCGCUCCGCCCCUUCGCGCUCCGCGCGCUGCUCCGCGAGGAGCCUUCCCCGUCGUCGUCGCCCCAGCCGGCAUCCGGCGCCGCGGUGGCAUCGGCACCCGCCGGGCCCGUGCUGAAGAGGCGGCGACCGGCGCCGCUCGUGGUGCCGGCCGCCGGCGCGACUGCUGCUGCUGCGGCGGCGGCCGCAGUGGCCGCUGUGGAAGCGGAUCCGAGGAACGAGGUGGAGGAGGAGGGGGAGGAGUUCGCGGCGUACUGCCGUAGGGGGAAGGGGAGGAGAAGGGUGGAAAUGGAGGACCGGCAUGUGGCCAAGGUCGCGCUCGGCGGAGAUCCCCAAGUGGCGUUUUUUGGUGUACUCGAUGGUCACGGCGGGAAGAACGCGGCGGAGUUCGCUGCUGAGAACAUGCCCAAGUUCAUGGCUGAAGAGCUGAAGGUAAACGGCGGAGAGAUCGAAGGAGCGGUGAAGAGGGGCUACCUUAAGACGGAUGAGGAGUUCCUUAAGAGGGACGAGAGCGGGGGAGCGUGCUGCGUCACCGCUGUCCUCCAAAAGGGUGGCCUUGUCGUGUCUAAUGCCGGAGACUGCCGUGCAGUGCUCAGCCGGGCAGGGAAGGCGGAGGCGCUCACCUCUGACCACAGGGCCUCGCGGGAGGAUGAGAAGGAGAGAAUUGAGAAUUUGGGCGGAUUUGUGGUAAAUUACCGCGGAACAUGGCGAGUCCAGGGCUCCUUGGCAGUUUCCAGAGGCAUUGGGGAUGCACACCUGAAGCAGUGGAUCGUGGCUGACCCUGACACCAGGACCCUCCUGGUUGACCAGCAGUGCGAGUUCUUGAUACUUGCUUCUGAUGGCCUCUGGGAUAAGAUUGAUAAUCAGGAGGCCGUGGACCUUGCAAGGCCUCUCUGCACCAAUAAUGACAAGGCCUCUCGCAUGGCUGCCUGCAGGAUGCUCACUGAAACAUCUAUUUCCAGGGGCUCAACUGAUGAUAUCAGCGUUGUGAUCAUACAGUUGCAGAAAUUUACAAGUUCUUGACUAAUUUCUGGGAGAAACUGGAUUUAGACUCUAGCCAGUAGUGCUAACAGACUGGUGGAAGGGGAGGGUAGGUAGACAUCUCACAUGUUACUUCGCAGGCAAUAGUUUUCAUGAGCUUGCGCUACUUUGUGGGGAUUUUAACAUUCAUUCUUUGGCGUAGAACAUUCUUUUUCUUAGAACCUUUCUUUAUGUAUUUAGAUCUAUUUGAUUCAUUCUUUGACAGUACCAUAAUAAUGUGGGGUGAUCCCUCGAUUCAUACUGUAACAAGGCAAUUUGCCUACCUACACUGUUACAUUAUAUUCAUUAAUUAAACUUUUUUUCCAUGUUUCUAAA
This is a messenger RNA of Panicum hallii, 1615 nucleotides long. RefSeq names its product probable protein phosphatase 2C 32. Gene Ontology annotation, molecular function: protein serine/threonine phosphatase activity. Bases 119 to 1282 code for a protein of 387 amino acids. Lineage: Eukaryota; Viridiplantae; Streptophyta; Magnoliopsida; Poales; Poaceae. Gene Ontology annotation, biological process: protein dephosphorylation. The record is from RefSeq and is a predicted model, not a curated record. The transcript is spliced from 3 exons.